This is a messenger RNA of Orycteropus afer afer, 2795 nucleotides long. It is a transcript of the gene FAM81A, whose product is annotated as family with sequence similarity 81 member A. NCBI's taxonomy places the organism in Eukaryota, Metazoa, Chordata, Mammalia, Tubulidentata, Orycteropodidae. The record is from RefSeq and is a predicted model, not a curated record.
GGGCAGCCACGGCGCGCCCGCCCCCCGCGCUGAUGUGAAUUAUUAAAAAGAAAAUGGCCCAACGGAGCACUGUAUUUCCUUUUCUUGUCACCGAGGAAAGGUAUAAUAUAUGGAAAAUAUGCAUCUAAGGCGAGUUAGAACCAUGCCCCGACACAGCCAGUCUCUGACCAUGGCACCCUACUCUUCCAUAAGUCUAGUGGAGCAACUUGAAGAUAGGAUCCUCUGCCACGAGAAAACCACUGCUGCCCUUGUGGAGCACGCCUUCCGCAUCAAAGACGACAUCGUCAGCAGUUUGCAGAAGAUGCAAAACAAGGGGGGAGGUGACCGCUUGGCCAGGCUGUUCCUGGAGGAGCACAUCAGGAACAUAACUGCCAUAGUGAAACAGCUUAAUCGGGACAUCGAGGUACUCCAGGAGCAGAUCCGUGCCCGGGACAACAUUAGCUACGGAACUAAUUCUGCCUUAAAGACUCUGGAGAUGAGACAGCUUUCCGGUUUGGGAGAUCUUCGAGGAAGAGUAGCGAGAUGUGAUGCCAGCAUAGCCAGACUCUCUGCAGAGCACAAAACAACCUAUGAGGGGCUUCAGCACUUGAACAAGGAACAGCAAGCUGCCAAACUGAUUUUGGAAACGAAGAUUAAAGAUGCAGAGGGACAGAUUUCUCAGCUUUUGAACAGAGUGGACUUGUCAAUAUCGGAGCAAAGCACCAAACUGAAGAUGUCCCACAGAGACAGUAACCACCAACUUCAGCUUUUGGAUACUAAAUUUAAAGGUACAGUUGAAGAACUCAGUAACCAGAUUUUAUCUGCCCGGGAUUGGUUGCAACAGGAACAAGAACGAAUAGAAAAAGAACUUUUACAGAAAAUUGAUCAGCUUUCCUUGGUUGUUAAGGAAAACAGUGGAGCCAGUGAGAGAGACAUGGAGAAGAAGCUCAACCAGAUGUCUGCCAGACUUGACAAAAUAGAAGAGAGUCAAAAGAAGACUCUAGACGUACAGAGAACAAAGCAGGAAGAAGAGAAGGUGCAUGGGCGAGUCAGCAAGCUUGAGUUACAGAUGAAUGAGGCCAUGAAGGACAUGAAAGCAGAAAUUAAUGCUGGGUUUGCAGCCAUCUAUGAAAGCAUAGGAUCACUGAGGCAAGUUCUUGAAGCAAAGAUGAAGCUAGACAAGGACCAGCUGCAGAAGCAAAUUCAACAGUUGCAGAAGCCAGAAGGGACGCCCAUGUGAAAGGAGUCAGAACAAAGGUCUAAAAAGAGGUUUUGCCAGUGGGGCUAGGAGCCAUGUAGCCAGGCCAUUGCUGCAUUCUGGAUUGUUCCAUCCAUGGCGUGCAUGUGUCAAGUAAUAUGUUUUCAUGGGUCUAAAUGUUUACCUUGAGUCUUGAAGACACUUCCUUUAAAAGUUAUUAAAUACAGUUUGUACCGUUUUAUUUCAAUGAUCUAAAUUCAAUGGAAUUUUUGACCCCUGGAUUUUGAAAGACUUUAUCUUCUUCAUUUUAUCAAUGAAAAGAUUCAAUUUCUCUUUAUUGCCCAGUGCUUUAGCCAACACUGUUUCCUAUUUUGAAAACGUCAUGGUGAUUUUUUGAAAUUAAAAAUCUAUGAGUUGUCAUAUGAAUGUUGCUCCUUACCCUAAAUUUAAGAGAAUGCCCUGAUAGGUUAGAAUUCAACUUUUGAGUCCAUAUCUGGAUUUUAUUAUUGUUGUCUGUGCAUUUCUUAUAUUGGCUAUCUUCCUGUAAAUCUUCUGUCUUUUGUAGGGAAAAGGGAUUUAACAACUGGGAAAAAUUUGAAUCUAUGUACUGAAAAUAGUCUUAAGAAUUGAUAACUGCCAUAUAUAGAUUACAAAUUAAAAUGGAAACUCAAGACAAUUAUCUAGACAAUGUAAGGCACAAUCUCUACAUCAACCACCUAGAUAUAUUGGGUUUUAAUAUUUAAAACUAUUUUUCAAUUAUCCACAGCCUGUAUCGUGAGAGCCAUAUAUAUUUACUAAUGGGAUGGUGGUUAACAAACUGUUUAUUGCACAAUUAAUUUUUCAUUAACCAUAAUGGGAUGUAAGAAUUUUUCAGGAUUUAUGACCUACUCUAUAAAUGUUUCCAAAAUUGGCACAAAGUGCUAGGGUCUAUAUACACUUAUUGUAACUAUAUUCUUGUGCCUUGGUUUUAUCAUGUCAAUGCACUGUACCCUAGAGUUUUGCAGACAAAAUAGAAGGCAUGAUAAUACAUCAGAAUUAUAAUGUAAAAAUGGGAUCCUAUGUAUUUUUUAAAUGUCCUAACAAUUGUAUCACUGUUAGAUAUUAAUUGUUAAGUAUUAUUAAUGGAUUAGAAAUUAAUACUUUUCUAUGGACAGAGAAUCAAAUUGAUAUUGCAUUUAUAACACUGUUAAGAAACUUUUAUCUUGAGCAACUUUGUAGGUGACGGGUGUCUUAUUUUCCAUUACCAUAUUGGAUUAGUCUUGAAAAUUGGCACCAGUGCUGUUUGUUCAUCUGUGUAUGUAAAUAUCCAUAGUGAGGCCACCGUUCUAAACUGUGAGGGUGCCCCCAGGAAAAAGAAAAACAGGAAUACUUAAAAAAUACUUAAACACUUUCUUUUUGUUUGUUUGCCAAGGACUCAGGAAAAUAAAAGCGUUUUCUAUUUUUUAGGAGAAAUCAUUAAUGAAAUUCUAACUGGCUAUUACUGUUUACCCACAUAAAACAUGCUGCUAAAGUAUACCAUACGUUACGCUCAAUGGCUUGAUGAAAUUUUAUUUUAAUAAUUGGACUUCAGAGGUUAGAUAAGGAAUAUGUCAUCUACCUAUAUGUCCUUUCUUUGUCA